AAUAAACAAAACAAGCACCCUAGUAUAGUACACAUGGUGAAACCGGCCAUUACCAGAGUUGAUUCUUCUUCUUCUUCCUCUUCUUCUCCCACUUCUUGCAAUGACUCAUUCUCCACCAACAAUUCCAGUGCCGCCUGUAAGAUGUACAAAGGAGUGAGGAAGAGAAAAUGGGGGAAAUGGGUGUCUGAAAUUCGGCUUCCAAACAGCCGUGAGCGUAUAUGGUUGGGCUCUUACGACACGCAAGUGAAGGCAGCAAGAGCCUUUGAUGCUGCUCUCUAUUGCCUGCGUGGGAAGGGUGCCAGUUUCAACUUCCCCGACACGCCUCAUCUCUUCGAAAUGGAGUCGCUCAAGAUACCCUGCAGCCACCAAGAGAUCCAGGAGGUGGCGGCCAAGUUUGCGAACAAGGUGGUGGAGAUUUUGGCAGAAGAAGAAGAAGAAGAUGGAGAAGUUGGAGUUCAGAGUGAGUCUAUGUCUGACCACACCACACACACAGAAACAAACACGACCUUUCCUAUUUAUGAUGGUGGGACAAACAAUGAUGUUCGAGUGGACCAAGACACCAUGGAUUGGACAUUUAUGAACAUGUUGGAUGACUUGAAUGGCUCCGAUUUUGGCCUCUAUUUUGAAGCAGAGAAGGGUGAGUUUUUGUGCCCCACAACACACACUCCACUACUCUUUCACAAUGGAGAUGAGAUUGAAGUUGAUGAUCAUGAUCAUGAUGCUUUUUCUAACCACUCUUUUCUUUGGAGUUGGAACUUUUGAUUGAAUUCACCUCUUGCAACCCAUCACCACCAACAAACAAAGCCUCUCUAU
Molecule: messenger RNA, 813 nt
Organism: Vigna angularis (adzuki bean)
Lineage: Eukaryota; Viridiplantae; Streptophyta; Magnoliopsida; Fabales; Fabaceae
Product: ethylene-responsive transcription factor ERF018
Exons: 1
Coding region: 34-762 (242 amino acids)
Biological process (GO): regulation of DNA-templated transcription
Molecular function (GO): DNA-binding transcription factor activity; DNA binding
Source: RefSeq, a predicted model, not a curated record